Molecule: messenger RNA, 714 nt
Organism: [Candida] anglica
Lineage: Eukaryota; Fungi; Ascomycota; Pichiomycetes; Serinales; Debaryomycetaceae
Source: the annotation of a GenBank genome assembly
AUGUCGUCAACAUAUAGUUCAAGUAUCCAUACCACAGGUUCCAUGCAAGAAGAUGAAGACCCUCCAUCCUACCGAUGGGCUAUCCAAAGUGGAGCGUUCCUUAUGAAUAUGGGAGCUGUGAUGGGAGUCGCUUCAGAGGAGAAUGUUUGUGGUGUUGUGCCUUAUAUAUGUCCCUCUGGAUGGACAAUCAACGCUGGUCCAAAGUCUAGAAGAGCGAACCUUAACUACCAUAAAUCCAAAACAUAUUUAUCCAACAAAUUUGGCCAAUUUAAGAAAAUUAUAAGAGGUGUUAACAUGAAGAAAAGUUCAAGAAAGCACAAAAAUAGUACUAAGAUAAAAGAAAUUGAUUCGAAUCAGAAUCAAAAUGCAAUGUGGCCAAGAAAUGUUCCUAGAGACCAAUCAAGAAGAACUCGGGAUAAUUUAAAAAGUAUUCGUGACAGAACAUCACAAAGUGUAACCAAUCAUUCACAUAAAUCAAAAGAAUAUAUGAAAGAGAAGGUAGGUCAACUAUCGAAUAGUACUUCUAGCUGUUCGCAAUAUAUCAAGAAGUACACAAGUAGAUUGAAGGAAUCAUGCGAAUUGUUUUUCAAAGAAUAUGAGAAAGUCUUUAAUACUUUCAUUAUUUUUACUGUUAUCGUAUUGGGGGGGGUUAAUAUUUACAUGUUUGCAGGUACCUUUCCAUUCAUGCUUUACAUGUAUAUUCUUAGCAUGUAA